GCUCACAAUGUUGAUGUCACAAUGGGAGAUUUACCUGAUGUAAGUUGUCAUAGUGGUAAUGAUGAUGUCAUAAACGAUAAUGAUGAUGUCAUAAAUGAUGUCACAAUACAACCUGAACAACCUGUCAAUGAUGUCAUAGAAGAAAUAGUUGAAGUUCGUCAGUUGCGACAACGAUUCAAGCCUACAACACCGGAUGUUAAUUUAGGUGGAUACACCAAUAGUAAACCCCCCGCCCUCCCAACCAAUGUUGGACCCCCACACCCCAUGCCCCGAGUCGCUAUGGCAACCUAAACCUUUCAAGAAAGGGAACUGCUCUCGUCUGCCAUCCGGUGUAAGCACUGGAAAGAAGCGGAAGAAGGCUGGUUGUCAUGACAACGAUGCUUCUAUGCUGGGGGAGUUUAUGGAAGACAUGAUGAAGAAACGUCAGCGAUUUGUUUCAAAAACUGAAGAAAUUGAAAAGAAAAGAAGAAUGUUGUGUUGGAGGGGGCUUCGUGAAAAACAAAUUCAGAAUAAAAGGAAACAUUCAAAAGAAGUUUCAUUGGUGGACGAGGUGUUUGCCACGAGUUUCCAUGACGACCAUAAUGAUGAUGACGGUUGCCAUGGCAACAAUGAUGUCACUGAUGAUGUCAUCAAUGAUGCGUUGGGGAUCGAUGGCCUCAUGCUCGAUGUCGAGGAGAAUAGAGGGGGAGACCCCGAGAUUGAACGACUUCAAAGUUUCGUCGGAACUUUGGAAAAUUACGAGGAUCUUGUGCGACACCAUGUGGAAAAGUUUUACGCGUCAGCAAAAUCUUAUCGUAACGAGUCAGCGCUUUCACAGCGAGUCGUAGAAUGGGAGAAAUCGAUCGCCCCCUCCUUGAGUGAAGAGGACAAACACCCAGAGUUCGACAUUCACACAGAAGGUGACGAGAUGGUCAAACAAUUUAAUAUUGUUGGCCAGACAAAGUACUUCUGCGAUGUCAUAAAGAGGGAACCCGUGUGGUCGAUUUGUAGAAGGUUCUCAGCUACUUUGCAAUUGGCGAACGAUUUAAAUUUCCUCCUCCAAUCAGAAGGCGACCCUAUUAUGAUGUCAUCAGUCAACACAUUGUCCCUCAAACUGCUGACUCAGCAAAAAUCGCGACAGCGACUUGACGGUUAUUUGCCCGCUGCAUGACUCGUAUGUUGAACAUAGAAAUCAUAUUUUAGAAUUAUUUUACAGUGAGGUAAGCCAUGGAACAUGGGAUUUAGGCUAGAGUUGGUCCAUAACCCUGACACCCAGGGUUCUACAACCCAUUAGUGACCACUGGAUGGGAACAAUUUCUGUUCACUGUAUUGCCCAAAGACAUAAACUUAUGAACCCUCACCCCAGCACUAAUAAAUGUGUCCGAAG
Messenger RNA from Ciona intestinalis (vase tunicate), 1366 nucleotides. Lineage: Eukaryota; Metazoa; Chordata; Ascidiacea; Phlebobranchia; Cionidae. The record is from RefSeq and is a predicted model, not a curated record.